GGGCUUGGACACACCCUCAGCUGUACCUGAGCACAUCAGGUACAAGUGUGGCAGAUUGAGAGCAGCCAGUUUUUGGGAAGUUUGGCAGAAGGUGAAUUAUUCCUUCCCUUGGAGCCCAUUACUUCCAGUGCUGGGUUGUCACCUUUUAUUUUUUUCUUGAGGGCCAGCCAUACUGCCAAAAUAAGGCAGGUAAAUAGUAUUCUUGUCCUUAGAAGUUUUCUCUUUGAACCCUUUGGUACUGUUUAGUCAGUGUAGACAGGGCAGACUCCACAAUCUCCAGAUCCAGAAGGAAGUCCUGGAGACAAAAAUCCAACCUGCCUUGCAGAGCCUGCAAGCAGAGGACAUACUUCACUGCUGAGCUUCUCAAUGCAUCUCUUUCAAAUGAGAUGAGACAUCAAUCACUUUUUGCAACACACACAGCUUUCUCCUGCCCUGUCAGCUCCUUUAGUGGUUUCCCUAUGAGGGGUUCAUUUGAUUACAUUAGCAUACAGCAACAUAACUCCCCACUGAUCUCCAAAACGGAUCAGCAGGAGCCAGCAUGCUCCACCUGCAAGGACAGAUUGUCUGCUCUCAUGUGUAGGCAGGUAUGUGUUCUCAAAGGAACAUAUACUGCCUGAAAAGAUAAGAGGCUUUGGUCUAGAUUUUUGAGGAAAAAAUUCCUUUUUUGUGCGAUAUGGGAUGUUUUCUGAUGUUUAGGUAAGAAAUGAGGAAUUUGCAUCCUCAUUAAGGUAUGCUUGUCCAUCAUAGCUAUUGCACAGAAAUAAAAAUAUACAAUACAUAUUUCUCUAAAAUACACUGAAAAAACUCCACCAAAACCAACCAAACAAGAAAAUUAAAAGACCAAUUUAACAUAGACUUAAUAUAGAUUUACCAUCCUGUUCAAACCUUAUAAUGCUGUCCUGGUGUCUUAUCUAAACAUUUGUGAAGUUGUUUUUCUAUUAAGAAUAGACAGAAAAUACUGGAAUCCCUCCAGAUAACUCAUGUUAUCUUAAGUGAAAUGCCCAGGAGGAGCAGAGGGGGGGUCCUGGUGGCUGUUCUGUGCGUUCCCAUUCUCUGUGUGCUGCAGGGGAUGCAGCUCGGAGUCGCUUCGCUGCUGUGUUUUAAACUGCAGUUAAGUAUGUGAUGAAAUACCGCUGUUUGAGAGGAAAGUUGCUUUCAGCUGUUUGCUUUCCUGUGUCUCUUCCCUCUGCUCUCUCCAGACCGUUCUCUUGGCUUCAGGGAGACAGGCUUUCAGGAAUGUCUCUCAUCCCUUAGGAAAAGCGCUGGAUGAAGACCAAAGAGACCCGCAGAGGGGGGCACAACCCCGGGGGACCCCCCUUUGCUCAAAGUGUUUGUGGAGCUGUGAACCAGGCUGCAAGAGGGAGACGGGCUGGAGGCAGAGGGGAGGGGGAGCUCAUUCCUCCUCCCUCUCUGUCUCACAGCCUUUUGCUCUCCAAGCCCAAAUGCAGCUGAAACCUGACGCCUGGACUGCACACACUGUGAGACGUGGGCAUGCCCUUGCAGUGCACUGAUUUCCUCUGCAGCUUGGAGAGCCAGAGCCACGCUGAGGCUCGGCAGAGGAGUCGCUCCAUCAGGCAGUGAGUGCCACAUCACGGCUCCAGCAUGGUCCUGAGGUUCCUGCUCCUUCUCGGUGCCCUGCUUAGGGCCACCGAGCCAGCACCCCACUGUGAAACCGGCCAGGAGACCCUAGGUCAAUGCCAAACUGUACAGAAAGCCAAAUGCGUGGAUAUCGCCCUGAGUUCCUGUACUGAUGUUGCCUAUACUCAGAUGGUGUAUCCUAACUUUCUGGACCAGAAGUCUCGAGAAGUGACUGAGUACAGCUCUGAGUACCUGCUCAUCAGCGUGCUGCACAACUUGCUCCAGGGGGAAUGCAACCCCGACCUGAGGCUCCUUGGCUGCUCCGUGCUGGCCCCGCGGUGUGAAAAGGACAAAGCCAUAAAGCCCUGCAGGCACGUCUGUGAAAACCUCAAAAAGAGCUGCCUCCCUGCCUUUGAUGCCAUAGACAUGGCCUGGCCCUACUUCUUGGACUGUGACCGCUUCUUUGCUGGGGAGGAGGAGGGGUGCUUCGACCCGCUGGCAAAGCUGCGAGGAGAAGUAGAUGCUGAGGAAGAUUUGCCUUCAGACUUGCCAGCGACUUUCAUUCAGUUCAAACACCAUUCAUAUUCCCAAAUGGUGAGCACCCUGAAGAAGACUGCUUCUAAGUGCUCCCACAUUGCAACAACUUACAGCAUAGGUCGCAGUUUCGAAGGGAAGGAUCUGUUUGUGAUUGAGUUUUCGACCAAGCCUGGACACCAUGAACUGCUCAAGCCAGAAUUUAAGUACAUUGGCAACAUGCAUGGCAAUGAAGUCGUGGGGAAGGAACUGCUGAUAUACCUUGCACAGUAUCUGUGUUCAGAAUAUCUUCUCGGGAACCCUCGCAUCCAGACCUUGAUUAACAACACCAGAAUUCAUCUCCUGCCUUCACUCAAUCCUGAUGGGUAUGAACUGGCUGCAGAAGAGGGGGCUGGUUACAAUGGAUGGGUCAUUGGACGACAGACAGCUCAGAACUUGGACCUGAACAGAAAUUUCCCAGAUCUGACAUCGGAGGCUUACAGAAGAGCUGGGAUUCGUGGGGCCCGUCUGGACCACAUUCCCAUUCCACAGUCCUACUGGUGGGGUAAGGUGGCCCCUGAGACAAAAGCAGUCAUGAAGUGGUUGAGGUCUAUCCCAUUUGUGCUCUCUGCCAGCCUCCAUGGGGGUGAACUGGUUGUGACCUACCCUUAUGACUAUUCAAGGCAUCCUAUGGAAGAAAAAAUGUUCUCUCCUACACCUGAUGAAAAGGUGUUCAAAAUGCUGGCUAAAGCCUAUGCAGAUGCACACCCCGUCAUCUCAGACCGCUCUGAGCUUCGCUGUGGGGGGAAUUUUGUACAACGUGGAGGUAUUAUAAAUGGUGCUGAGUGGUACAGCUUCACUGGAGGUAUGGCAGAUUUUAAUUACCUUCACACAAACUGCUUUGAAGUUACCGUGGAGGUCGGAUGUGAAAAGUUUCCUUUGGAGGAAGAACUGUUCACAAUCUGGCAUGAAAACAAAGGUGCCCUUCUGAAUUACAUGGAAAUGGUUCAUCGUGGGAUAAAAGGAAUUGUGUCCGAUAAGUUUGGCAACCCGAUAAAAAACGCUCGAAUUUCAGUCAGGGGCAUUCAGCAUGAUGUCACCACAGCUGCCGAUGGAGACUACUGGCGGCUCCUGCCCCCAGGGACGUACCUGAUCAGUGCCCAGGCGCCGGGCUACAGCCGGGUGAUGAAGAGGGUCACCAUCCCUGCCAGGAUGAAGCAGGCCGGCCGAGUGGACUUCGUGUUGCGGCCGGCGGAGGCCUGGCCCAGCAAGCUGCUCCGCCGCUCCAUGGAGGACGCGUACGACCCUAAUGACCCGCUGGAACUGUUCGACCCUCACGCCCGGCCCCAGGCUCGAGGAGGGUCGUCCCCAGGCAGGGAGAAGCCCUGGUGGUGGUCGUACUUCAGCUCUCUGGACCUGCACAAGCCUCUGUGGCUGCUCAAGCAGCGCUGAGGGCACCGCUGCGCUCCGCUCGCCACGGUGCCCUUCCACUCCCUUCCAGACACCCUCACGGCUCUUGGCGAUAUUUAAAUGUCUCCUUUGAAAAUAUAAUAUUAAUUCAAGCACGCUUGCUUCUUUUGUUUUCUCUUUGCACAUGACUGAGUAUAUUCAAGUGGGUUUUUAAGUAUUAAAAACAAUGGUGCACAUCCAUUCAAAGGCCAGAUUUUAUGCAGGUUUUUUUUUUUUUCUUGGUAAUGCUCUGUACUUCUGCCCAUGUAGUUAAUCAUCACAUUCAUUAUUUAUUAGAUCCUAAGUACCUGCAGGAAAAUAUUCCUGAUCCUUUAAUGCAUUUUUGUGCAUGUUUUAAUACAUUAAUGAUAACAUGCUAAAAACAACAUUCAGAAACACUCAGAAAACUCUUUUUAUUUUGCCUUUUUACAUUAGCAUAUUAAG
This is a messenger RNA of Prinia subflava (tawny-flanked prinia), 3984 nucleotides long. It is a transcript of the gene CPZ, whose product is annotated as carboxypeptidase Z. Lineage: Eukaryota; Metazoa; Chordata; Aves; Passeriformes; Cisticolidae. Gene Ontology annotation, biological process: protein processing; peptide metabolic process. The coding region runs from base 1603 to 3543 and encodes 646 amino acids. Gene Ontology annotation, molecular function: zinc ion binding; protein binding; metallocarboxypeptidase activity. The record is from RefSeq and is a predicted model, not a curated record. The transcript has 11 exons.